AUGCCCCGACCUUUUCUAACAAACAGUGAUGGACUUCGACCCGUGUGUCUUCGCUGCCAACAAGCUUCUCGAAAUUGCCAGUGGAGCAACCGUUCUCCAAGAGAGCAACAGUCCAGGUCGCCCACUACCCCAGAUCAGAGCUUAACCACCAGGCCGCGGUCCGCCGAAUACGUAUCGACGAAAGAUCCCGAAGCGGCACUCCGGAACCCCCAUAUUGCGACAAUAUUUCGUUACUAUAUCGAACAUCUGGCCGGAUGGUAUGACCUCAACGAUGUCAAGAGACAUUUCGGUGACAUAGUCCCUUCAUGUGCGCGGAGAAACUCGCUCCUUCUCAGCGCCAUCCUAGCCUUUGCCGCAGCGAGUCAGAGUUCGAGCUUCCUGAAGAAAGACCUUUGGGACUUGGCAGAGUCGUAUCACCUCGAGAGUGUUCAGGCACUGCUGCAGCUCACAGAAAAUCCAGAUGAAUUCCGGACUGGCGAGACGCUGGCCGCUAUUUGUCUUCUUCGGUCGUAUGAGAUUAUAUCGCAAAAUGUCAGUUGUCAGAAUCAUCUUCAAGGAUCAUAUUCCUUGUUAGCAAGUCGGCCUGCUGGGCUUGAAGCCGGGUUACUCAGCGCCGGCUUCUGGAAUUACCUCCGAGAAGAUAUUACCGUUGCGCUUAUAGAGAAACGGAGUCUUAUGAUAGAGCUCUCUCAAGAACACCUGCCUCCAACAGUCGAGGGCGAAGAUGACCUUGCCAACAGAAUUACAUACCUGCUAGGAAAAGUUAUCAACCGAUGCCUCAAUCAAGACGCUUCGCCCUUAGAGCAGCACGAGUGGCACUCACUCGGCGAUGAGCUCGAUACCUGGCGUGCCUCUCUACCCGCCUCGUUCGAGCCUAUUGGGACUCCGGGGCUAUAUGGACAAAGUAACUUUCCCUGCUUAUGGACAGUCAGCGGAUGGCAUGCCUCGAGUCUGCAAUAUUACCACACGGCCCUGGCAAUCCUGAGCAUUGCUGAACCGAUGCAGACUGGCAUGAAUACGCUCCAACAAAUCCAACUCAUCAAUAACUUUGAGAAAAAGCUCAAUCAUCACGCAGUUCAGGUCUCGGCUCUUGCGAUUUUUAGCAAUUCUGCGCCCGUGUGGGUCAAUUCGUUUGGCCCCAUUUCCUUCUGUGGUCCGUGGCUGAGAGACUCACAGAGAGUUCACGAAUUAAUCGAGGAGACACGCAAAUGGGGAAGCAAGACCGGCUGGCCAGUUGCGAGUAUAGUCGAGUCGCUGUCGCGGUCGGGGACCAGAGGGUGA
This is a messenger RNA of Aspergillus oryzae RIB40, 1281 nucleotides long. RefSeq lists its product as uncharacterized. Bases 1 to 1281 code for a protein of 426 amino acids. Gene Ontology annotation, molecular function: transcription cis-regulatory region binding; DNA-binding transcription factor activity. The transcript has 5 exons. Gene Ontology annotation, cellular component: nucleus. Gene Ontology annotation, biological process: positive regulation of transcription by RNA polymerase II. NCBI's taxonomy places the organism in Eukaryota, Fungi, Ascomycota, Eurotiomycetes, Eurotiales, Aspergillaceae. The record is from RefSeq and is a predicted model, not a curated record.